Messenger RNA from Vollenhovia emeryi, 1090 nucleotides. RefSeq lists its product as uncharacterized. NCBI's taxonomy places the organism in Eukaryota, Metazoa, Arthropoda, Insecta, Hymenoptera, Formicidae. Bases 476 to 1090 code for a protein of 204 amino acids. The record is from RefSeq and is a predicted model, not a curated record. The transcript has 5 exons.
UUACUUGUAGGAAAUAUUGAAUUGGAACCUAAUGCCACGAGUAUUCCUAACAAAACUGAUACAUCAAAACCAAGUUGUUCUAAAACACUCCAGGAGGAUGGUUAGUAAUGUUUUUAUUUUAUCAUUGUGAUAAACGUCCAGAAAUAUUUUAAUAUACAGCAAUCUUUUAAUAUAAUGUUACUUGUAGAAAAUAUUAGAUUAAAACCUAAUGCCACUAGUACUCCCAACAAAAACGAUACAUCAAAACAAAGUUGUUCGAAAAUACUCCAAGAGAAUGCAAACAAUGAUGAGAUUCCAUUCUCAGGUGAAGAUGAUUUUGACUGUAAUGAUAGGAGAGAAAUGUUCGACAGGACAUAUGACCUGCAUGUGGAUAUAAAUCAAAUAAGUACAUCUGAUUGUGAGUUAGUCUGUGCGCACCUUCUUUAUAUAAAUUACAAUUUCUUUAACUCUCUACAUUUUAAUUUGGUUUUUCACAAUGAGUUUAGCUGACGAAAAGAUAAGAACACUUCUAAGCAGAACUGAGGAAGAAGAACCAAAAGAGAACGAUCCACUUCAAACCAGAACAGGCAACACUGAUGGAAACAAAACAAGUGUCACAGCACUUUUGAAACAAAUGUAUGAGAAAACUGUAAAAAUAGAACGAAGGCAGAUAAACCUAGAAAGCAACAUCGAAGAGAUAAAGCAACUUCUACUUUCUAGAACAGGAACUUUGACACAUCCUAAAGAUUUACCAAAAUUACCUUUACAAACUUAUACUGAUUCAAAAUACUUGGAGGAAAAAAUAAAUCGCGAAGAAGGACAGAAAGACUAUGUUAUCAAGAGAUUGUGUUUAGCUGCUACAGGGACCAGUGAUAAAGAAUGUGCCAAGCGAGUAAUGGAAAAAUUAAUGUCCAAUCAUGUUGGUACUUUUUACAGUUGGCAGGGAAGUGGUGGAAAGAAAGCUUCAUUUAAAAACACUGUAAUGAUGGAAGCUGUAAGACUUGCAAUAAAGAAACUUCGCCGUGAUGUGGAUAUGGGUACAGCUGAAGAUGGAGUAAAGGAAUGGCUUAAAUCAAGAAAAUUUGUCAAGAAUAAUACUAAUAUUGAGUAG